CUUUCGUAACUUUCCCAUCCUAACCUAUAAGUUGAAAUUACAAUAAAAACAAACAGAAAUUGUGGUCCAAUAAAUAAAUCACAUCACAUUAAAACACUUCCUUGUAAAUUGCUUUCGUCUGUCGUAUUUCUAAAUUUAUAUAUCCUGAUGAAUCGAUACCUUAUUCAUUUAUCUUACAUCGGGACACAGUUCAGGGGGAUUCAAAAAAAUCUUACGAAGGAAAAUCCGACUCUGGAAGAUCCACAAUCGAUCGAAGGCAGUUUGGAAAUUGCCCUGAAAAAGCUGCAUCCGGCGAACGAUUUUAAAAUUAAAUUAUCGAGCAGGACCGACGCUGGAGUUCAUGCUCUUCACAACACAGUCCAUGUUGACUUAGAGCGAAGAAAUGGAAAACCUUAUGAUGAGGUUAAAGUUACCCAAUGCCUAAACAGGGCUUUGGGAUCUCAGGAGCUUCCGAUUCGAAUAAUCAACACCCAACUAGUUCCCAUGACCUUCCACGCACGUAUGUGCGCCAAAUCACGCACUUAUCUCUACCGGUUAGGUGUACUGCGUCGAAGGUUUUGCGAAGGUCCUUCUAUGCACGCUUUAAAUCGGUUCAUUCCGAUUGAGGAGCACGAUCGGUGUUAUUUCAUUGCUCAUCCAGCGUUUGAUAUUGAAACGCUUCGGCGAGCCGCCAGUUCGUUUGUAGGGUAUCAUGAUUUUCGUACUUUUAUGACGGUUUCCCGUGGAAAUCAGAAGCAACACGAUGCUACGUACACACUAAGACGCAUCCAUAAAAUUUCGGUGGAAAAAGGCACAUGCAUGACUUCGGCGUUCAACCGCAAUUUGGCGGAUCAGUAUUACGAAUUCUGGGAUAUUCGGAUAAUGGGACGUUCUUUUUUAUAUAAACAGGUACGGCGUAUGGUAGGUGUUUGGAUCGCCGCAGCAGAAGGACGAAUAACCGAAAGGGACGUGCAACAGAUGCUAACAGUACCUUCGCAUCGUUCCUGGUGCAAUCAAGCGGUAGUGGCUCCAGCUUACGGGCUUUAUCUUUGUCAAGUUGAAUACGACUCGGCGGAUUUGACCUUUAUAUCGCCCAAUGAGUUUUCUGGAGCAACUGAAGCGAAAGAAGCAGACACUGCAACCAACUGAAACUGUUGUAACGUAUGCAGAUGGCUCUCGAAAAAUUUUCCGCGGUGAACUAGAACGUUCUGCCCCAGCCCGACUAGGAUUUAUCAUUGACAACAGCCCUGACCAGACGCC
Molecule: messenger RNA, 1239 nt
Organism: Sabethes cyaneus
Lineage: Eukaryota; Metazoa; Arthropoda; Insecta; Diptera; Culicidae
Product: tRNA pseudouridine synthase-like 1
Exons: 5
Coding region: 148-1128 (326 amino acids)
Biological process (GO): tRNA pseudouridine synthesis
Molecular function (GO): pseudouridine synthase activity; RNA binding
Source: RefSeq, a predicted model, not a curated record